GGAAGAAACUUCAGGAUUCUGAGUUUAUGGAAGAUAUUUAUUUUUCCUGAGUCUGUAAAAGAUGAUGUGUAUUGGUUUUUGGUGUAAUUUUUUUUAUCAUUUCUAGGGAGAGGAAAUUCUAAAAAAAAUUUAUGGAAAUUUUACUUUUAACAUGAGCAAUACACCUUAUGAGUUUGUGGGGGUUGUUUUCUGGGGAUGUCACAAUUAUUUUUAAUUAGUCGAAAGGGCAGUGUAAAUCAAAUGCGCCUAUUAGCUAUACAUUUUAAUUUAUAGCCUACCAGGUGUUCAGGGAAUUUAUUUACGGCAUAAACGAUUUAAUGUUUUCAGCAUGAUUUCUAUUUCAGCUCUUAUGCUGUCGGUUUUAUUUGCCUGUUUGGUGUGGAAUCUGGGCUUUUAAAUCGCCUCAGCAAGCGUCGUUUAACUUCAAAUAACCUGCAGGUAGAAAAACGCUUUGCUUUGCAUCUAAACCUUCUCGGAGCGCCUGCUGUAAUUCGGGGGCAGGAUGAGAAGGAGCAGCCGGCCGGCACGCCUCAGUGUUUUGUUGCGGCUGGUGCGGGUGUUGGGAAAGCAUUCCCUGUAAAUCAGGCUGUCAGCGGCACAACCAGCCACCCCGGCCGCGGGCUCUGGGGAGGCUCUGGGCGAGGGCUCCCGGGAUGCUGCGGGCACGGAGCGGCGUCCCCAGGUUUUAAGCCCCGGAGGAUACAAUGUUCGCUAAACUCUUCCAGCACUGGAGUUUCGCAGUGUUCCUGCUGAGUUAUUCCGUGCCCUCCUACGGGAGAUCAGUAGAGGGGAUCAGCCGCAGACUCAAACGGGCUGUAUCAGAGCACCAGCUGUUGCAUGACAAGGGCAAGUCAAUCCAAGACCUCCGAAGAAGAAUAUUCCUUCAGAAUUUAAUCGAAGGGGUCAACACUGCAGAGAUCCGCGCCACGUCAGAGGUGUCACCGAACCCUAAACCUGCCACCAACACCAAGAACUACCCUGUCCGCUUUGGCAGCGAAGAUGAGGGCAGAUACCUCACUCAGGAGACAAACAAAUCACAGACCUACAAGGAGCAGCCCCUGAAGGCGUCAGGGAAGAAAAAGAAAGCAAAGCCUGGGAAACGUAAGGAGCAAGAGAAGAAAAAGAGGCGAACCCGCUCAGCUUGGCUAAAUUCUGGCUCCUACGGAGACGUCGUGACCGAGAGCCCACUCUUGGACAUCUCUGUUACUACACAUAAUCAAACUCUAAGGAGACGCUGACAUUUUCAGCAAGAGAUAUUUGGAAGACACGUUGCAGUAUUCUGUAAUAGUGAACAUAUGGGAAGUAUUAAAAUAUUUAUUACCUGUAAAUAUUGUAAAUGCUCAGAAUAAAACCUUUUCCCCCCGUUGCUCUCUGAAACUGCACAUUUGGUUAUUGUGAAUUUUCCUUUUUUUUUUUUUUUUUUGGCUAAGGCUAAGACAAUUAUUAUUGUCACAUUUACCAUAAUUUAUUUUGUUGACUGGUGUAUUUAUUUUGUGAACGUAUCUUGGUGCUGCUGACUUUCUAUAUUUUUUGUAACAUAAUGCACUUUAGAUAUACAUAUUGAGUACAUUGAUAACUGACAUAAAAUGUUCCUGUUUUGUGGUUGAUUUCAAUGAAUGCCUACAUACAAUUGUUCAAACUGAUUUUCCUUUGUGCAUGUAUAAUAGCAGUAUUUUAAAAUUUGUAAAGAAUGUCUAAUAAAAUAUAAUCUAAUUAAAUCAUGA
This is a messenger RNA of Serinus canaria (Common canary), 1724 nucleotides long. RefSeq names its product parathyroid hormone like hormone (gene PTHLH). The transcript is spliced from 4 exons. The coding region runs from base 705 to 1238 and encodes 177 amino acids. The record is from RefSeq and is a predicted model, not a curated record. Lineage: Eukaryota; Metazoa; Chordata; Aves; Passeriformes; Fringillidae. Gene Ontology annotation, cellular component: extracellular region. Gene Ontology annotation, molecular function: peptide hormone receptor binding; hormone activity. Gene Ontology annotation, biological process: adenylate cyclase-activating G protein-coupled receptor signaling pathway; bone mineralization; osteoblast development.